AUGUCCGAACUGUGGCUCGUGCAUUGAGAUGACGACGCAGUUUCGUAGUGUACGACGUUCGUCGAUAGGGUACGACGUCAGUUUGUUACAAGGUUCGACGGCUAGACGACUCGGUUGGCACAGAUGAGGAGAAUCUCGUCACAGGGAUUGACGACGCAGUUGCACAGUUUCGCAGUUUCUGUUGCCCAGGCCCCGUACGAGCUCCAGCAGCGCAGUCCGUAGACCAGCCAUGGCGCACCUCAGAGCUAGACCCAGCGAACGUGAAUAUAUGUACCAGAUUCGACCAGACAUCGGGGGUGGCGACUGCCGACGGCUGACGUCGAGGCGGCCAUUUCGAUUGCGGAGAGGCUUCGAUCAGGAAUGGACUUUCGACGGAAAAGGAACCCCUCGGCCCGAGGGUCGGAAUCAAAGUUUUUAUUUCGCGUCGGAACCGAGUCCAUGACGGAGCAGAGCCAGAGCCAGGCACGGAGGCUGCAGAUAAGGACAGGGGGGCGACGGGGGCAACUAGUUUACCACGACCGAACACGUUCGCGCUGCCAUGGGCUGACUGUCCUGCAGUCGCCGGUCAUGGCCCUUGCGGCUGACCGCUGCGCUACAGUCGGCGAUCGUCGUCAGGACAGGGCGGACUGCGUGGGGCGACUGCGGAUGUGGUAAGCGAGGCCAUGCGCGCAGCUGGAUUGAGGGGAGCGAGUGAGCGAGUGAGCGAAGGAGUGAGUGUGCGCUGUGGGAUUGCUGCUGCUGCUGCUGCGGCUACAUGCUCGACGAGCGUAAGGCGGUUGCCCGGCGGCCACGUCUCCCCACUUUCACGUCUCCUGUCUGCUGGCUCCGCCUGUGGGAGAGGAGUGGGCAAUGGAAAAUUGAUGAUUUGAUUCGGGAGGAGGAGCAGCAGGAACAGCAGCGUCCGCUGUCUCCAGAGUCCAGUCCUCGCACAACACCAGCGCCAGCCUCAGCGCUCGCUCGCUCUCCUCGCACUUCACGAUUGGCAGGCUUGCUUGCGCAGGCAGUAUUCUUGCCUUCAGCCUUCAGCCUUCAGCCUUCAGCCUGGCUGCCGGUUUGCGUGCUUUUCUUGCCGGAUGUGGCCCCGUCAGCAGAUCGCUUUCCGCAUUCAUUCAUCGAUCGUACAAGCGCGCUGCUAUUAGUGCUGCUCGGGCCUGCCUUGAAGCGCCUUGAAGCGCCUCCGCAAGCUGCCCUCGCCUGCCGCAACCCUUGGGAGAGUCCGGUCAGAGCUCAGCAUCCCCCCUCCCCCGUCCCCGCGGCACUGCGCGCUCUCCGGGUUUCUCGACCUGGCUCAUCUCACCUCACCUCUGCUGCGACAUUUAUCCAAGUUCUGAGCCCGGUUCAGAUUGCCAGAUUGCGAGCUGCUGCUGGCACUCGGAUCGGUGAUUGCUUGUCUGGAAACGGAGUUGCGCUCUGCCCCACGGAUGGGCGACUCUAGUCUGAGCCCUUAUAGAGCCUGUUGAGGCGCUGCAGAAGUGUAGCUGGGACGACGCGAUCUGGAGCUGGACAGAGGGCGGACGAGCGGACGAGCGGAGAGCAGCGGAGGAUUGUCGAGCACAGGGAAGCUGCCGGGCGAAUCAAGCUGGAGAGCAGAGUGCGAGCAAAGCUUGAGGAGUCCACGCCAUCUUCCGCUUCCUCUUCUUCUUCUGCCGCUGCCCCUCGCCGCCUUCUUGUUCCGACCUUCCCCUCGCAUCAUCCUCGUCCGGUCUCUCGUCUUUGUGGCAGCGUCCCGCUCAGCCGCAACGACCCAGUUCUGGUCUGUCGUCCGCAGCCAGUGCAAGUUACAUUGAAUUGCACUGAAGUGAUCUUGCCGCCGGCGCCUCGGCGGCGUGAAUGAGCGACUCUUUGUAAGGUGAGGCCAGUGAUCCGGGCCAGAAGCUGCGAGCGCUCCUCUUUCGACCUGGAGAAAUGCCGGAGGAGUUCUCACCAGAGUGCGUGACUGUCGCAGGGAACAAUUUGGGUGGCUGCUCGUGGACCCAGCUUCAAAUCCUGGUCGGUUCUGCUGUCCGGAGACUGGCAUGCGCUGCCCGUCCCGCAGCUUUGAGAUUGUAGGAAGCCGCUCGUCCCCGUGAACCGGCAGGACAGUCUAGCUAAUGACGAAAAUUUGUCUGCGAAUUUAGACGACAGCGUUUUCGUAGUCGGCCCCUAGAAGCGCGAAGGGAAAAGUGUCUGUGGCCGGAAAAAUCGAAGCUUAUCGAUCAUGCGUACGAGAGGAGCAAAUUAUCCCUCUGCAUCCGAUGGAAUUACUUUCAGUAUUCGACCUCCCAUGCCGAAGAGGCGACGACCAGCAGCAAAUAAGGAUAAGGAGGAAGUGUGUGAACGGCCGCGCAAGGUCUCGCGAACCAAGAGGUUUUCCAGUGUUUUCGAUUUACUUUCCGACGAUAUCGUCCUCGAUAUCAUGGUUCGGCUCGGCGCUACCGCGAAGUCUCCAGCUGAUGUCGUGCACACAAUGCUGACGUGCCGCAGGUUCUGUGCUCUCGUCACCCACAAUCUGGUCUUGGCCAGCGCUGCGCCGGCUGCCCUCGCCGUGAAGGCCAGCGGCUGGUCGGAUGGCGCACACAGAUACCUGAAGAGGUGUGCACAUGCGGGAAACGUCGAAGCUUCCUACACCAUGGGCAUGAUACGAUUCUACUGCAUGAAUAGCAAAGGACAAGGAGCUUCGCUAAUGGCGAAAGCAGCCAUGCAAUCGCACGCCCCUGCGCUGCACUCGCUGGCCGUAAUCCAGUUCAAUGGCAGCGGAGGAACGCGGAAGGACAAGGAUUUGAAGGCCGGGGUCGCGCUGUGCGCGCGAGCCGCAACUCUAGGUCACGUGGACGCGAUGAGAGAGCUCGGCCAUUGCUUACAGGACGGGUAUGGAGUUCCCAUGAACAUUCCGGAAGGUAGGCGGCUCUUGCUGGAAGCCAAUGCACGCGAGGCCGCGGCCGCAGUCGCGGCCUCGCCUCGAUGUUUUAUGGAAAGCGCGUUGCAAGCUGCAGCUGGGAGCGGCGGAGUGGGAUGUCUUCACAACCACAUCGUGUAUCAGAGCGCUCUUCAAAGCACCAAGGGAGACGGCGCAACCCGGAGCGCUGCGGGGCAACCUGCGGUCUAUCCUGCAGUCCAUCCUGCGGUGAAUGAUUAUUUGGAACGCAAUUCGGUCUACAGGCUUCUUCAAGGCGGAGGCUGUUCUCUGUUGAGCGAUUUCGGCUGCAAUGUUCCUCCUGCGAAAUUGCACAUAGCUAAUAGAUUUUUGGUUGACUGGUUUAACUUGUACCCGCCGGAGGCCGGCUUGCGCCUGUGCUCUCACUCCAAUUGCGGACGUCCCGAGACGAGAAGACACGAGUUCAGGCGAUGUUCAGCUUGUGGGUCGGUGAAUUACUGCUCUCGCGCAUGUCAGGCUCUGGAUUGGAAGAUUCGGCAUAAGUACGAUUGCUCGCCGGUGGCCGACUGGGAAGAACGCGAGGAUGCGGAAGAGGAGCAGGAGGAUCCUGAGCAUGCCGCCGAGGAGGACAAUGAUGACUCUUGAACACGAAUAAGUGGAUUGUCAUUUCUGACCCGUGGCCUCAUUUUGAUCCUGGAAGGCCCCGACCAAUUAGAUCUCGAUUCACAGGAUUCAAACUUAUCACUUGGCUGAAAAUGUCCCUCCUUACAUUUGUCGACAUCAACCAACAAGGUACGGGCCUUGAUUUUCAUGCGGUCGUCUCGCGACGACGAGGAAGUAUAAAUCCCCGACGCGUCCAAUUUUUUCGUCUCUGGGGAGAAGUGGACGAUCGGUGUCGAGAAGAAACCAGCGCUCGCUGGCCCUCGUUGACAGACUAGGCCUCCUAUUGGCCCGAGAAGGUGUCAAUGGGUCUGAAGGUGCUCGAUUUGACAGUUUUGAGAGUUCCUGUACAAAAGGCGUGUCAAGGGGGCCAAGUUGCUGGCUCGGCCUGCCAAGUGAUGAGGUAGAAGAGAAGCGGAGGCGGGCCGACCGAAGCGGGGCUGCACAAUUUCCACAGGCUCUGCUCUUAGUCUUCGUUGAGAAUCUUGGAUAGUAGGAGACUUGGAAGCACGUAGAAGGUGUGGUUUCUUCUAAGAUCCACGGUACUUAGCCAUCGAAUCGAGUUGGUGUGAGCUUUUAAUGUUGGCCGGAAGUGUGCCUACAGUACCCGAAUCUGUGUCAUGAGCUCUGAUGAUGGAAGUUUAUUGGCUGAGAAGGAUCAACAGUAUCUUCCUCAAUCAGGCUUGUCUGUUCAUUGACACUUGCGUGCAAGGUGCGCUGCCGCAGCAAGCUGCAGGCGCGUGCCGGCAUCACUAGUGAGGGUCCAUUAAUCCCUCAUUUUGUAAUUUACUAGUCUGACUUGAAUAUCCAGAAAUCCGAGUUCCGGCAAAGCAAUUCACUGUG
This is a messenger RNA of Marchantia polymorpha subsp. ruderalis, 4357 nucleotides long. Lineage: Eukaryota; Viridiplantae; Streptophyta; Marchantiopsida; Marchantiales; Marchantiaceae. The record is from the annotation of a GenBank genome assembly.